GUCCUUUAGUGCAUUACCACCCGUCGGACAAACACGUUUCUGAUUCUCUAAAAUAACACAAAGUUGUAAUAAAGUGGUUAAAGAUGAAAGUGCUAGCUUUGGUGGUGUGUCUCGUGGUCAAUGGGGUGGUAGCCAAAGUGGUGGAUAAGAGGAAAUGCCCCGAAGUUAGGGCAGUACCACACUUUGAUUUAAACCAGAUGCUCGGCGACUGGUAUGUGGUUGAAUACUAUGCGAGUGCAGAGGAGGCUCUCUCUUACAGCUGCAUGAGGGCAGUCUUCACCCAGGAUGACCACGUGCCAGCUGCAGACGGCACCGUGGAGUGGACGCCAGGGGUGACAAUGAACUUCACGUAUCGCUUCGCUGAUGACCCCUUAGGGGAGAAUCUGCUUGGAAACAUCACGUGGAGGGUGGAUCUUAACGAACCGGCGCAUUGGACCCAUGCAGAAUCCACUUAUGAUGGCAUCUACAACACAUACGUCCUAGACACAGAGUACAAGACAUGGGCCCUUCUGUUACAUUGUGCAGAGCAGAGAGAAGGUGCAAGGUAUCUCAGUGCCUUCGUGCUAUCCAGAAAGACAGCCUUGCCAAAGAACGUCAUGGCCUACCUGAGAGACAAGUUGCCAAGAUACGACGUCGACGUCAAAUACGUGUUCCCUAUUCCCCAUGAGGACUGCUCGUCCAAGCCAGCCAGGUCUGACUACACACCGAUCCUGGUGGAAGCCGGCAGCAAGGUCCCGAGAAAACCAGGCAUCACCUACAACGUUGCUUUUGGUCAUUAGAAGACCCUAAGACUGCACGAGAUGGGUGUUUACAUACAUGGAAUUAGGGACGAGUAAUUAUGUAAAAUUAAAGUAUAAAAGAUAUCGGAAUACAUACGUACUUAUUACCUGCAUAGUUUAUUUGGUAAUAAUCAUACAUUUACAAAACCUCACUAAGAAGUACUUAUUUGUUGAUAGUAGUAAGAAAGCGAAAACGUUAUACGCUGUAUUGUUUGUGUCCUUAAUUUUUUAGUUUUGAAAACUUUGGUAUCAGGGAUUAGAUAAUCUCAAACGAAAAAAUCUGUCAUGUUAAUAUAGGUAGGUACAUAGAAUAACUAAUAAAGAGUAAAAGCAAGGUUAUUCUGCUAAAAUGUAUAUUGUAUACCCACCCCGAGGCUACUAUUGUUUUCAGCGGUGCAUUCCUGGUAUAGUCCAAACAAA
Ostrinia furnacalis (Asian corn borer) is the source of this 1199-nucleotide messenger RNA. It is a transcript of the gene Karl, whose product is annotated as lipocalin/cytosolic fatty acid-binding protein Karl. The coding region runs from base 84 to 779 and encodes 231 amino acids. Gene Ontology annotation, cellular component: cytoplasm. The record is from RefSeq and is a predicted model, not a curated record. Lineage: Eukaryota; Metazoa; Arthropoda; Insecta; Lepidoptera; Crambidae. The transcript is spliced from 5 exons. Gene Ontology annotation, biological process: response to reactive oxygen species; lipid metabolic process.